AUGUGUAUUAGUAAUAAAAAAGCAUUUAUUCUAUUACUAAGAUUAAAAAAAUUAUACCAUGAUUGGGGAUUAAGCCAUAUUAUUUUAUUAAUAACAUAUUUAUUUUAUCUAUUAAUUUUUGCUUCGUUAUUUUUUAUUUUUGAAUCUGCAAAUACCCGAUCGCACUAUGAAAGAUAUCACAAUAAAGUUAAUCAAAAAAGAAAAGAAUUUAUAACGAAUGAAUUAUUACCAUAUAUAUUUAAUAAUUCAAAACUUUUAGUAUUUAUUCAUGAAGAUAAAACAGUAUACUUAAAUGAAUUAAUGUUAGAAAAACUUAUUGUUUAUGAAAAUUAUGUUAAUGAAAAUAUAAAUAAUAAAAUAUAUAAUGUAUCAUUUUCACAGUCAUUAAAUUAUGCUUUUACAACAAUUACAACAUUAGGAUACAAUAAUAUUAAUUAUAUUACAAGAGAAGGAAAAAUAUUAUCAUUAUUUUUUAGUAUUAUUGGUAUUCCAUUAACAAUAAUUGUUAUUAAAGAUAUUGAAUAUCUUUUAGUUAAAUUAUUUUCAUUACCAUGUAUAAUGGGAAAACAAUUAUGGUAUAUAUUUCGUUUUUGUACAUUACAACCAGCUGAAGAAGAUGAACUUGAAAGAAAAAUUAAACAAUCUGGUGGUAAAAUUUUUAGUGAUUAUCGUUUAAAUACAGCUGAAAAACUUCUUCAUAUGCCAUUAGCUAUAGCUAUAAUGUCAUUGUUAGGAUGGAUAAUAAUUGGUGUUAUUAUUGCUAGUUAUAAUUUACCUUAUCUUGAUAAUUUUACAACAAUAUUUUUUAUUUUUAAUCUUCUUUCAACAAUUGGAUCUGGUAAAAUUGAAUUACAAAAUUUUUCAUUUACAUUUCAAAUAUUUUUUUAUAUUUAUACAAUUAUUGGUCUUUCAAUUGUCUCCUUGUUUAUCAAUCUUAUUCAUGUAAAAUUUAACAAAGCAUAUUGGCUUCCAGCUAAAAUGUAUUUGCCAUUAAAUGGAAAUAAUAAUGGUAUUCAAGUUGCGACAAUGGAUAGUUUUGAUGAUGAUUUAAAUUUAACUGAAAGCCCAUUAUAUCAUUACACAACAAUGGGAAUAUUUCAAACAGAGAAUAAAUGUGCCCUCCUACAAGCAUUAAGAUUUGACAAUGCAUUAGUUGAUGAAAAUAUACAAACAAUAGAUGAUCAUGAAGAAAAUGAAGAAAAAAGAAAUUUAACACUUUAUAAUACAAAUACAAAUGAAAAGAAAAGUUAUGAUGAUGUUAAAGGUUUAAUGUGUGAAACAUAUAAAGGUAAACCACCAAGAAUAAUAUCUUUUAAAGAUGAUCUACAUAUAAAGGAUAUAAAAAGAUAA
Strongyloides ratti is the source of this 1350-nucleotide messenger RNA. Its product is annotated as Two pore domain potassium channel, TASK family and Two pore domain potassium channel family and Two pore domain potassium channel domain-containing protein. The transcript is spliced from 3 exons. Bases 1 to 1350 code for a protein of 449 amino acids. Gene Ontology annotation, biological process: potassium ion transmembrane transport; stabilization of membrane potential. NCBI's taxonomy places the organism in Eukaryota, Metazoa, Nematoda, Chromadorea, Rhabditida, Strongyloididae. The record is from RefSeq and is a predicted model, not a curated record. Gene Ontology annotation, molecular function: potassium ion leak channel activity. Gene Ontology annotation, cellular component: membrane.